This is a messenger RNA of Exophiala aquamarina CBS 119918, 1776 nucleotides long. RefSeq lists its product as uncharacterized. Gene Ontology annotation, biological process: tRNA processing. The coding region runs from base 1 to 1776 and encodes 591 amino acids. Gene Ontology annotation, molecular function: tRNA (uracil(54)-C5)-methyltransferase activity, S-adenosyl methionine-dependent. The transcript has a single exon. Lineage: Eukaryota; Fungi; Ascomycota; Eurotiomycetes; Chaetothyriales; Herpotrichiellaceae. The record is from RefSeq and is a predicted model, not a curated record.
AUGAAAAAGUCCAGGCUCGUCACUCCGGAGACCGAUUACCGGCGGGGCAACAAACGGCUUUUGGCGUCACUCCCCAUGCGCUCUGAAGGCCUUCCAGCAGAGGUCAUCGCAUUUGAGGCGAGUGAUCUACUAGAAAAAUAUCGUCCAGAGGCAAAUGGUGAUGUAGAAGAGAAGCCUGCCUUAACGGAGCACUUAAGUCGCAGUACCAUCAGAACGAGAAAGCGAAUCGACCCUGUGGUGCCCGUUCACACCGAGAUUGAACUCGAGAUCGAAGAAUUAUCCUCGACAGGUGAUGGACUGGCGUAUUCACAGGAGCAUGAUCACGUUUUCGUUGUCCCUUUCGCCGUUCCAGGUGACAGGGUGCUCGCGAGGACUUACCCACAGAUCCCCAACCGACUGUACACCUUGACCGACAAUGACAAGCUCCUGCGGCCGUCUGAGAAGCGCGAGGGCGUCACUCCCGGCUGCAAAUACUUUGGCAAAUGCUCGGGCUGUCAGCUCCAGAUGCUUUCCUAUGAGGAUCAGCUGCGGCACAAGAAGAGCAUCGUCGAACAAGCAUUCAGACGCUUCUCGAACCUUGAACCGUCACUGAUCCCCCCCGUGGGCGACACCGUCGGUUCACCGAUACAAUACGGUUAUAGAACCAAGCUGACACCACACUUCGGCAGUAUCAACGGCGUUCACAGUAACACGAAAGAUGGCAUUGACAGGCCUCCCUCCAUCGGAUUCAACGAGAAGGGACGUAGAGCAGUCAUGGACAUCGAGCAAUGCCCCAUCGGCACACCGAUCAUCAACGAGGGAAUGAAAAUCGAACGUCGAAAGAUCCACAGAACAUUCGAGUCCCGUAAGAAAGGCAUGACAAUCUUACUCCGGGAGUCCACUCAGCGAACUGUGCUCCCAUCUUCUGCCACAGGAGCCGCGGCGCCGACGGAGGAAAGCUCGGGUAAAGACGAGAACACAAGCGAGGAAGCUGUGGUGGCGCCAGCACCGGAGAAGACAAACGACACAGCUACAUUCGUGAUACCAUACGAGCAACCAUUGACCAGCGAGCUCACCUACACGCCAGCGGAGCCAACCCUGACACUCACGUACCCGACACACAAGGACGUGAAGACAUACACGACACGACACCUGGACACCACGACCGAGUACGUCGGCGACGUGACGUUCCGCACGAUCGCGAACGCCUUCUUCCAGAACAACAACUCCAUCCUCCCAACCUUCAUCAGCUACGUGCGCGAGCAGUGCAGCCCGCCCGACUCCGCCACGUCCACCGACCCACCGAUCAAAUACCUGCUAGACGCGUACUGCGGCUCCGGUCUGUUCGCCGUGUGCCUAGCACCGGCGUUCUCCUCCGUGCUAGGCAUCGACGUCGACGCUCAAGGCAUCGAAGCCGCGCGCCACAACGCGCACCACAACAAGGUGCCCAACGCAGGCUUCGUCGCCGCCGACGCCGGUACGCUGUUCCUCGACGUCCCCUUCCCGCCGGAACAGUCGCUCCUCAUCCUCGACCCGCCGCGCAAAGGCGCGUCCCACAACUUCCUGCAACAGCUGUGUGACUUCGGGCCCAGACGGGUUAUCUACAUCAGCUGUAAUGUGCACACGCAGGCAAGAGAUGUCGGCUUGCUGGUGCAGGGCUUUGGCGGGAAGUGGAGGUACGAGGUCGAGAGCCUGAGGGGUUUCGAUUUCUUCCCGCAGACGGGUCACGUCGAGGGUGUUUGCGUGCUGACCAGGGUCAUGGAUGAAGUUGGGCUUGCGGAUACGACGGACCCGUAG